Elephantulus edwardii (Cape elephant shrew) is the source of this 1610-nucleotide messenger RNA. It is a transcript of the gene DPAGT1, whose product is annotated as dolichyl-phosphate (UDP-N-acetylglucosamine) N-acetylglucosaminephosphotransferase 1 (GlcNAc-1-P transferase). The record is from RefSeq and is a predicted model, not a curated record. NCBI's taxonomy places the organism in Eukaryota, Metazoa, Chordata, Mammalia, Macroscelidea, Macroscelididae. The coding region runs from base 306 to 1610 and encodes 434 amino acids. The transcript is spliced from 8 exons. Gene Ontology annotation, biological process: protein N-linked glycosylation; dolichol-linked oligosaccharide biosynthetic process. Gene Ontology annotation, cellular component: membrane. Gene Ontology annotation, molecular function: UDP-N-acetylglucosamine-dolichyl-phosphate N-acetylglucosaminephosphotransferase activity.
CCCCACUCGUAUGCCCAUUUUAAAAAUGUCUGCCAUCGCCUUCCCAAGCAAUAGUGGUUCAGCCGAGAAGAUCCGGGCGGAAACAGUGGGUAGAUAAAGCAAAGAAGAACGGAGGUUACUUUAUAGAGCCUUGCGGGUGUUCCGCGGGCGGCUCAAGUCAGUGUUGUAAGGUUUUGCUCAGGCUGGUGUGGAAAGACCCCGCCUGUGGGAAGCGGCCCUUCCUCACUGCUGAGGCCUCAAGUCUACCGCCUCGUUUGCUUAUUAACCGAGGCGACGGCGGCGGCAGGGUCCCUUGGCGGGUCACCAUGUGGGCCUUCUCGGAGUUGCCACUGCCGCUGCUGGUGAACUUAAUCGGCUCGCUGCUGGGCUUCAUGGCCACGCUCACCCUCAUUCCAGCCUUCCGGGGCCACUUCAUCGCCGCCCGCCUCUGUGGCUUGGACCUCUGCAAAUCCAGCCGGCAGGAGAUCCCAGAAUCUCAGGGAGUGAUCAGCGGGGCUGUGUUCCUUAUCAUCCUCUUCUGCUUCAUCCCUUUCCCUUUCCUGGACUGCUUUGUGGAGGAGAGGUGUAAGACCUUCCCCCACCACGAAUUUGUGGCCCUGAUAGGUGCCCUCCUUGCCAUCUGCUGCAUGAUCUUCCUGGGCUUUGCGGAUGAUGUACUGAAUCUUCGCUGGCGCCAUAAGCUGCUGCUGCCUACAGCUGCCUCACUACCACUCCUCAUGGUCUAUUUCACCAAUUUUGGCAACACGACCAUUGUGGUUCCCAAGCCCUUCCGCCCAAUUCUUGGCUUGCACUUGGACUUGGGAAUCCUGUACUAUGUAUAUAUGGGGUUGCUGGCAGUGUUCUGUACCAAUGCCAUCAAUAUCCUGGCAGGAAUUAAUGGGUUAGAAGCUGGCCAGUCGUUAGUCAUUUCUGCGUCUAUCAUUGUCUUCAACUUGGUAGAGUUGGAUGGUGAAUAUCGAGAUGAUCAUAUCUUUUCUCUCUACUUCAUGAUACCAUUUUUUUUCACCACCCUGGGACUGUUCUACUAUAAUUGGUACCCAUCACGGGUGUUUGUGGGUGAUACUUUUUGUUACUUUGCUGGCAUGACCUUUGCCGUGGUGGGCAUCUUAGGACACUUCAGCAAGACCAUGCUACUCUUCUUCAUGCCCCAGGUGUUCAACUUCCUCUACUCACUGCCUCAGCUCUUUCAUAUCAUCCCCUGCCCUCGCCACCGUAUACCCAGAUUCAAUACCAAGACAGGCAAACUGGAGAUGAGCUAUUCUAAGUUCAAGACCAAGAGCCUCUCUUUCUUGGGCACCUUUAUUCUAAAGGUAGCAGAGAGCCUCCAGCUAGUGACAGUACAUCAGACUGAGAGUGAGGAUGGUCCCUUCACUGAAUGUAACAACAUGACCCUCAUCAACUUGCUGCUGAAAGUCUUUGGACCCAUGCGUGAGAGGAAUCUCACGUUGCUCCUGCUGCUGCUGCAGGUGAGGUUAGGAAUGGGAUCUACACUUUCUUAUCUAAUGAUCUUGCUGGUUCUCAUUCUAUUUCAUUUGUCCUUGCAGAUCCUGGGCAGUGCUGUCACCUUCUCCAUUCGAUACCAGCUUGUCCGACUCUUCUAUGAUGUCUAA